Messenger RNA from Salvia splendens (bonfire salvia), 408 nucleotides. RefSeq names its product auxin-induced protein X10A. The record is from RefSeq and is a predicted model, not a curated record. Bases 1 to 408 code for a protein of 135 amino acids. The transcript has a single exon. Lineage: Eukaryota; Viridiplantae; Streptophyta; Magnoliopsida; Lamiales; Lamiaceae. Gene Ontology annotation, biological process: response to auxin.
AUGACCACCAAAAUUGUGAGGCUCAAGCAAGUCGUCACCCGCUGGAAAUCCAAGAGCGCGAGGACCAACAUUGCCUACUCCUCAUCCGACUCCGAUUCCGACGAACCGGCGGCUCCGAACCGCCGCACUCCCUCCGGCUACGUCGCGGUAUACGUCGGCCUGGAGCGCCUCCGGUUCGUAAUCCCUACCCGGUUCCUCAACCUCCCGGUCUUCGUCGCCCUCCUCGGCCAGGCCGAGGAGGAAUUCGGCUACCCGCCCACCGGCGCCCUCACUCUCCCCUGCGAAUCCGCCUUCUUCUCAACUAUCCUCCGCCUCCUCGACAAGGACGAGGAGAAGUUCUGCGCCCUAACCGUCCACGAAUUCGCUCAAUUCGCCUCCGAAUCGUGCAAUUGGUCAUCCUACAAAUGA